Molecule: messenger RNA, 1353 nt
Organism: Lottia gigantea (owl limpet)
Lineage: Eukaryota; Metazoa; Mollusca; Gastropoda; Lottiidae
Exons: 7
Coding region: 61-630 (189 amino acids)
Molecular function (GO): calcium ion binding
Source: RefSeq, a predicted model, not a curated record
CAGUUAGUUGGACGGAUAGUACAGUUGUGUUGUCGCUGAGAACUAAUUAUUAACACAGAUAUGGGUUCCUUAACAGAUUUCCAAAAGAGAAAGGUGAUGGCCGUGUUUACCACGCUAUAUGACACAAAUAAAGAUGGUGUUAUAGAAAAGUGUGACUUUGAAGAAGCUGCACAGAAAAUAUGUAGUUUACAUCAUUGGAAACAAGGAGGUGAUCGUUAUAAAUCAGCCGAAAAAACUCUUGCCUCAAUUUGGGAUGGACUCCGAAAAUUCGCCGAUAAAGAUCAGGACCAAAAAAUUACCAAAGAAGAAUGGUUAGUUAUGUGGGAAGAUUGUUUAAAGAAUAUAUCAUCAGGAAAAGGAUUUCCAGACUGGCAGAAACAUUACAUGGAAUUUAUGUUCUUAGCUAAUGAUACAUCAGGAGAUGGAUUUAUUGAUAAAGAAGAAUAUGUAACAAUUUAUAAGGUAUUUGGUAUGCCAGAGGAAAAUUCAUCUGCAGCUUUUGAUCAACUCGCUAAGGGCACAGAAGGCAAGAUUUCAUGGGAAGAAUUUGAAUCAUUGUGGACAGAAUAUUUCACAUCAGACAACCCAUCUGCUAGAGGAAACUUUUUGUUCGGUCAGAUUCCAGUUUGAAUUAUUGGGGUUAAAAACAAUAUAGUUUUAGAUAAGCCAUACGCCUCAGAUCCUAGGACGGGUUUUUGAAGAAUGAUUUACGUGUGAUUCCGUCUGGUGACUCCAUCUAUUGCUGCCCGAUAUGACCACAAUGUCACGAGAUGUAUACAAUGUUAUCGUUGGUGCCCAUUGGGGGUUAUGUUUUGUUAUAUUUUAUAUUAAUUUCUUGGUUUUUACAUAUGUCUUUAAAAAAAAACUAUGUAAUUGGUGUUUUGGAGUUGUAAUUUGUGUAUCUUUCGAGAUGUUAUUGUAAUUUUUGGUGGGAUAUAAAUAUGAAAAUAUAAAGUUAGGUAUGCCCAGAUUAGUAUCACAAAACACAUAAAAUACGUAUAGUUAUCUUAAAUAUGCAUUGGUAUGCAAAACAAUUUUAAUGCAAUUAAUGAUUUCUGGUUUUAUCUUGUUAAUUAAUAAGCAGAAUUGAAUCUUUAAUGAGACGUUUUAUCAUUUAAAAUAUCCUGAUAUUGACACAUUUUUUCUUUAAAAGACAGCUUAAAGUAUAAUUUUUGAAAUUUCAACAUCGUCUCAAAAGGUAGUUUGGAGAGCCCCCUCUGUCUUAAAAAAUGUCAUAUGUAACUUGAUAUGGGUAUUGAUAUUUUUAGGUUUUUCAUUUUUACUUUAAUAAUAUAGAAUGUGUAUGUUUAUUGGUCAUUGUAAUUUUUCAAUAAAACCCAUUCCAAAUUCCAA